Sus scrofa (pig) is the source of this 3638-nucleotide messenger RNA. Lineage: Eukaryota; Metazoa; Chordata; Mammalia; Artiodactyla; Suidae. The record is from RefSeq and is a predicted model, not a curated record.
CCGAGGCUCCUCCGACUGGUGGAGAUGCGCAGCUGGAGGGAGUGGCGGCGGCGAGCCCGGUGGUCCUGGGGAAUUCGCGCCCGGUUGGGAGGAGGGGAGCCUUGGGCCGUCCGAGGCGGGGUGUAGCCUCCCUGUCCGGAAGGGGCACCCGACGAUGCGCUCCGCUCGGGGACGGUAACUCUGCUGGAGGGAGAGCGGGACACUGCGUGGCCGGCGAGGCCUGGCGUUUGGGUCUGCAAACUGCUCGGCACUUGGGGGCUGUGGGCGGCAGGUUUGGGGGUCGCGGCGGUCCCUAACCACGGAGAAAGAACACCAAGGGAUUUCUUACAACGAAUAAGCCCAGUGUCUCGGUUCUUUCGCCAGCAGAGCCUUCUCCACCUCCCCGUUCUAGCACCUUUGAAGAGCCGCUAAACUUCUAGAUCAGAGUUAUACUCCCUCUGCCCCUUCUAGGUGGAAGAAUUUCUCUGGAAAUUCACCUCCUUCCCCGGUCGUAGUCUCCCAACCGGUGCACUCCUAUUGGGCUUGGCUGCAGCCUCGGGAUUUCCUGGGGAGAGGCAGAAACCCAGCAGUGAGUGCAGCGGAGGCAAGAGCUUGACGCGCUGCUUUGGAGGAUGCCUAAGAGCAUCCGCUGCUGGACUACGCAGCGCGGAGCAACAAGUGCCUUCCAGCCUCUGCCAUCCCAUAACACGAGCAUCUCUUUCCUGAGCAAAUAAACACACAACACAUAAUGGUACCUUCACCUCUACCGCGAGGCAGGCUGGAAAUGGAUGAGGGGUAGGAGUAGGGGUCAGGGGGCAUCGACCCAGAUGGUCUUUCUUCCGUCCCUGCAGAUUUCCAGCCCCUCCUGGCUUCUGCUGAGGCCCUGGUGGCCAAGACAUCCACCCUCUCUGGCCUGGGGUAGCUUUGAUUUUCCAGGAUAGGGGUCUAUCUCUGAUCCCAAGACCCAAGUCCCUCUCCAUUGAGCUCCCCCGAGUGGGUGUGGGUCCCCUGGGAGUGAGGAAAGGCUGAGCCUGGAAGUCCUCCCUACUAUACGCGAUGACAACCGAAGGCAAGGGAGAGAGAGGCGUCGCCUGUGGCGUGCUGGGCUGUGGACUGUGCAGAGGGCUCUGCUGGAAUCCUCUCCUUUGGCGGUAAAGCCGGCACCCAGAGAGGGGAAAGAGCCCCUCUAUGCCAAGCGUUCCUGCCACUACGCACCUCAUGAGCACCCCUUUAGAGGUGACUAUCUUUUAACAAAAUUAAACCCAUGUUUGCAUUAUCUGCAGUUUUUGCAAGGGAGCCACGUAGGGACUUAGAGUCUCAGCGCCGGGUGCCAGCUAUGGCCCAGCUGGGGAUUUUAGCCACCCCUCCAUACGACUGGAGCUUCUCUGUGCGUUCUGGGGAGAGCUUUGGGGCUGUGGAAACGUCCUGUUUUCCGUCCUCUAGUUGGUGGUCAUGGAGUCACCUGGUCACUUUUACUUACUGCAAACACCCCUAGCGGGUUCUGAAAUCUCCCCCCCCAUCUCCCCAUCUCCCCCCUCUCCUUUUCGAAAAUCUGAGACAUCCCCAGAUCACCAUCCUGAACUCAAAACGUUCUGGGCAACGGCAGCAUGAAGAAAUGCCAUGGAACGCACCAGGUGACAUUUCACUCCGGCUUGCAAAACCGACGACAAGGAGAAGUGCAGCUUGGCGCGGUCCGGUCCAGGACCUUCCCUCACCUUACUUCCAGAGAACUUAAAAUCCAAUUAGCUUUUCUUUGGAGAGUCCCUUGUUAUGUAAAGGUCCCUUCUCCCGGGAUUGCUGAGACCAGCACUCCUUGGAGCAGUUGCCUUCCGGUCCUUUUACAGCAUAUUUGCGUGCAAACCUACGGCAGAACCACGAAGAUGAGAUGAUGCUGAUGAUCAUGAUGGUGAUGGUUUCAUUCGAAAAGGCUGGAACAGUGGAUUCGCAGCAAGGGCUGGGGCGAAGUCAGGAGCGCCCAGGGUCGGAGAGGCCGGCGGGCCAGGCCUCCGUCCUCUACUCUUAAAAGGAAAAUCUCCGUAAAGUGCCUCCGACCGGGAGGACAGUUUUGCAGGGGCCGAGGCUCCAGCGGUCUGUCUGGGGCCACUUCAGCGUGACCUGCGGAAACGUGCCUCUUUGUGCCGCGCACCGAGCCGGUAACAUAGUCCUCGAGUUUUUCCCAAAUACUCAACAAGUGUGGGGCCAAGACAAUGGCCCCGUCGGAGGAGGCCGGGAGCCGGCGCGCCGCCGAGCGCGACGAGGCAGGAGCCCCUCUCCCGGGAGCCCCUCUGCGCGGCAGAGCUUGGGGAGGCGGCCAAAGCCGCAGGCGCGCGCGUGGGGCCGUCCACACGCCGUCCGGCGGGUGCGGCUUUGCAGUUGCGUCCCUCCCGGCUCGCGCCGCAGCCCCGCGCCGCGCAAAAGCCUGUGCGGAGCCCCGUGUGGCCCGCGGCGCCUACGUGUUUACGGCCGUGCGUCCACUCCCGGCUGCCCUGCCCAGGCGAGCAUUGCUCAGUUCCUCGAGGUACCUGGAAAUUCGAGAACGAGGGGGGAAAGUAGGUAGAAUUUUAGGCCGCGGAGAACUGGCGCGAAGUGGGCCAGGUUGGUCGCCUACGCAACAGAAGCGUCGUUUCUUGUUAAACGGGAUGGCGCCUUAGACAGGGGCACUGCGGGGCCCGACCUGGAAACUUCUGCCUCCACCCAUUUUCCGCCCCGAUUUCCAAAAUCUGGAGCGGCCAAGGUACCCCGAGAGCCAGAUUUGAGCCCCCCAGGCCACGACGGCGGGAAGGCACUCGGGUCUCCAGGCCCUUGGCUCAGCACAAGGCCCGCCCUGGCUCUGUGGGCCCGCAGGUGGGGAUAUUCAGUGGUUUUGGCGUGGGGCCGGCGGGGCAGAGAGCGCCCGGGUGGGAAGAGGCCCCGGGCCUCCUCCAUCCUCUCCCAGGCGCGGGUCUAGGAAAGGAGCCGCCUUCUCCGGCCGGGGGACCCGGACCGCCCGCUCGGGGAGCAAGUGAAGUGGGCUCUGAACGUUGCCUCCGCGCCCAAAUAAGACUGUCUCGCCCUCCCUGGACGUGUGUGUGUGUGUGUGUGUGUGUGGCCGGUGAAGGGGGCAUGCUCGCCCCACCUUCACCACCUGCCUAGCACCUGCACCUGGCUUUGGCAUCAGGGUCAAGUAAGAGCCGCGUGGUCCCCAGUCCCCAGGCCGGGAGGCAGCAGCGCUAGCCCCGCACGCGACUUGGUGUGGCAGCGCAGGACAGAGCUCUUUCCCUCUGCUGUAGGACGCGGAGACCCGGAAAAGUUUGCAGGGGCCGCCGGGCGGCUAGGCCCCGGGAUUUCCAUAGCUGAGCCCACCCCCCUCCCCAGCGCGUCGCCAUGGAGACUGCUGGAAGUUGGUGGUGGAAAACAGACUCAGCGCAAAGCAAAAUAUUAUGAGUGCAGUUGGGGUGACUUCGGGGGGGGGCAGGGGACCGGAGGGCAUGAGCGGGAGCCAGAGGCAGAGGCCGACAACAAAAGGCCGAGUGCGAGGAGGAGAGGGGCGUUUGCACGGGGCCUCCCCGCCGCUGUGUGAGAGCUGGACCGUCCUGCUUCCCAGAGGCGCCGAGGUCUCUAAUUUCUCUCCAGCAGCUACACCUUUUCUCAGCCCGCCUGUGCGCCCGCCCUCCCUCCCA